AUGGAGGGUAUCUCAUCACCUGAAGUGGCAGAAGCAAUCGCGUGCAGGGAAGGCCUGGCGCUAGCGCGCGAUCUUGGGAUGCUGAAUAUAACGAUUGCAUCUGACUGUGCAAAUGUGGUUAAAAGCUUACAGGGUCCGGGCAUGAGCUCAUAUGGCCACAUUGUCAGGGAGAUCAAGAUGGAGAUGGCGAGCUUCACCAAGGCGAACUUUGUUCAUGAGGGCAGGAAUUCUAAUGGCGAUGCUCAUAAUGUCGCGAGAAGCUCGAUUUAUGGUGCUGUAGGACGAAAUGUAUGGUUUUUAGAUCCUCCAAUUGGAGUUUGUACCAAUUACCAUGAUAUAUGA
Molecule: messenger RNA, 342 nt
Organism: Striga hermonthica
Lineage: Eukaryota; Viridiplantae; Streptophyta; Magnoliopsida; Lamiales; Orobanchaceae
Source: the annotation of a GenBank genome assembly